This is a messenger RNA of Acipenser ruthenus (sterlet), 5605 nucleotides long. Its product is annotated as acyl-CoA-binding domain-containing protein 5-like. Lineage: Eukaryota; Metazoa; Chordata; Actinopteri; Acipenseriformes; Acipenseridae. The coding region runs from base 116 to 1513 and encodes 465 amino acids. Gene Ontology annotation, molecular function: fatty-acyl-CoA binding. Gene Ontology annotation, biological process: fatty acid metabolic process; autophagy of peroxisome. The transcript is spliced from 12 exons. Gene Ontology annotation, cellular component: peroxisome. The record is from RefSeq and is a predicted model, not a curated record.
CGUCGGGUCAGUAUCAUGUGGUUCCUGUUUCAGGGACGUAUCGGGGAGGUCGCCUUAUCCACUGCAGGUUUAGCUGAAGAGCUUUGCUGUUGACACUUUUCUGUUUUGUGUCAUAAUGGCGGAUGUCAAACCGAUCCAUGAGCUAAGGUUUGAAGCCGCAGUCAAAGUCAUUCAGAGUUUACCAAAAAAUGGUUCAUUUCAGCCAUCCAAUGAAAUGAUGCUGCAGUUUUACAGUUACUACAAGCAAGCUACACAGGGACCGUGCAACCUCCCCAGGCCUGGCUUCUGGGAUCCUGUAGGCAAAUACAAGUGGGACGUUUGGAAUGGCCUGGGCAAUAUGUCCCGGGAGGAAGCAAUGAUUGCCUAUGUUGAAGAAAUGAAAAAGAUUAUUGAGACCAUGCCAAUGACAGAGAAAGUGGAGGAGCUGCUUGAUGUACUGGGACCGUUCUACGAAAUUAUUGAAGACAACAAGAAAAUCCACAGCGUGUCUGAUCUAUCUUCAGUCCAAUUGGAGAAGUUUGCUCAGUCACUGGAAGGCAUUGAAAAUAUGCUUACAUCAACCCCAAACCUCAAGGAAUUGAAUGGCAUACAGGAGGGCAGUGACAGCGGAGCAGAGUCCGAGAGUGAUAACGAGGAGGAGGAGGAGGAAGAUGAAGAGAAGGAGGAGUCUGAGAAAGGUAACCAGGAGAGGACAAGUCGAGAAGACAGCGGAACGGAUCUAAAGCUCAUGAUAGAAGACUCUGCAGAAAAGGAGAAAAUCCCCCUAGCUAACGGCAGUGUAGAGAACCAGCACCCCUCUGUAGUGAAUGGGUCUCCUAGCAACAGGUCAGUGUUGAACGGGAACAACUCAGAAGAGAAACUGAACCAAAAGAGCCAGACCCUGGAAUCUCCUGACCUAUCAGAUGUCAACAGUCACGUCACUGAGCACAGCGAAGAUGUUUCCAGUCUGCACCACUUAACAAGCGACUCAGACAGCGAGGUCUACUGUGAUUCUAUGGAGCAGCUUGUCCAAGAGGAGAGCUCUGAAGUAUUCCUAAACCAGGAAGUGAACCACAGCCAGUUGUCACCCAGGAUGGGCCUCCCUGAGCCAGUGCGGUUGUGCAGGGUGGAUGAGAACCAUGCAGCUGGGAGCUUACAGGGUGGAGCAGAGGGAGUGAAGCGUGGAGGGGAGGAUGGGAAGCCCAGCGGAAACGGGACACAGAAAGAGGGACUGGAAAAGACGGGAUACUCAGGACUCCAGCAACGGAGGGGCUCCAGGACACAGGCCGUGGGCAGAGGUGUCCAGGGAGUGCAGCUGGGCAGUGGGGGAGAUGGGGAUCGGUGGGGGACAGAGGACCUAGCGAGGGGCAGCCUCAAUGAACAGAUCGCUGCAGUCCUCACGAGACUGCAGGAGGACAUGAAGAGCGUCCUGCAGAGACUGCACACCCUGGAGGCACUCACCAACUCACAGACCCAGAAAAAUCAAGUGAACAUUCGCCUUUUACCAGAUUCCAUGUUGAGAGGCGGCCCUUGAAUUCGGAGCUCACCGGUCAUCUGUUAGCAUUGCUGUGUCGUGGUUCUCUCUCUCACAUGGUCUAUACACCUGGCUUCUGCACUACAGUGAUGACACUGCUAGAGAUAAGUGGACACCUAUAGCAACUACUGACACUUGAAAUGAAUCCAGUCAUUCAGAAAAGAGAAAAAAAAAUAAUGUACUCUUAAUUCUCUAGAAUCAAGCAAGGUUUUCAUUUUUCAUUUAUUUUAGAUUUUUGUAACGCUUUAUUGUUAGCAUUUAAAAUACUGCUAAUAAUUAUUGGAAGGAAUGCACUGACCAUGUACAGUACAGUACCGGUUAAUAGUUUGAUUGCACAUGUACUCUUUUUUUGAAAAACUUAAUCUGUUCAAAGCAUGCUGUUGUUUUAAUAGCAGAGGCUGUUUUAAGGCAUUAAUAUAUUUAAUUAUGAAAGACUUUAAUAACUGUAACUUCUUUCCUAUAUCCCACCAUCUCACACAGAAUAUCUGACGCACACCUCUGUCUUUAUCCAUAGUCUUUCUCCAGUCAAGCUAUUCCAUGUUCAAUACAGACUUGCAGUGAAAUGAACAGAUAUGAAACUCAGGCAAGUCAAAAUGGUUCAGAUCUCUAUUUUGAACAAAGGGUCCUUUAACGUUUCACUAAAAGAUUAUUUACUGUAGUUCUUUAUUAUAUUGUUAAUAUUAUAAGGAGGUCUUAACACUUCAAUCAAGCUUGACGUUAAAAAGCUUUGUGGGCUUAAUCUCAUUUUGUUAAAAGGUUGUAGACUUAGAGAUCAAAAAAAAUAUAUAUAUAUAUAUAUAUAUAUAUAUAUAUAUAUAUAUAUAUAUUUAUCAUUUUUGGAACUAAAUAAACAACCUGGUUAACUUUGUUUGUAGUAAUCUGUCUGUUUAAACUGUAUGGGGCCAAGUUUUUCGUACAGGGAGAGCCAUCAUGGUCUAGAAACAAGUUGAGUGGCCCUUCUCUGGUAUUAUUUUAGUGUGGUUUGUGUGUACCCUGGUUAAGUUUCAGUAAUAAUGAUGGCUAUAUUGAAAAAAGAAAUUCGAUUAUAUCAGUGGUUGAAACACAGAUAUGGAAUUGUAAUUCAGACUGGAGCUUUAAUCUCAACUCCAGUUUGAGGUCACUGUUCACAGGGAGGGUUGGUUUAAGCAGAAUAACCACCAGUCGAAGAUUAGUUUUCAGAGAUUGUAAACGCUGCCUUUCAUGAGCAGUGAAAAGAAAUGGGGACUGAAAAUGAAUAUUUAGGUCAUUAGUUAUGGCCACCAGCAACUGGAGUUAAUGAUCACAGGGCACUUGUUGAGGUGGUUAGUAAAGUAUGCUACAUGAAGUAUGCAUUGAAAUGCUUUAGAACAGAUUGAAUUAUAAUGUGCUUCAUGACUGAUACUGCACAGGUAAUCUUUUUUGUAAUGUAGUACAUUUUUGCAGAGUAGUGUAGUGUGGUAAAACUACCCCCUAGAUCUCUAUUCCUUGAAGCAGUGGAGUCACUGUAGAACUUUGGAGGGGAAGGUAAUUUGAUUGCUGCAGAGAUUGUCAGAUGUGAACCAUUCAUAGUUAAGAAUAACUCAAGGCUUUCGUUUUAUAUACAGUGCCUUACAUAAGUAUUCACCCCCCUUGGACUUUUCCACAUUUUGUAGUGUUACAACCUGGAAUUAAAAUUGAUUUAAUUAGGAUUUUUUGUCACUGAUCUACACAAAAUAGUCCAUAAUGUCGAAGUGGGGAAAAAAAUCUACAUAUUUUUCAAAAUGAUUUACAAAUAAAAAACUGAAAAGUCUUGAUUGCAUAAGUAUUCACCCCCUUUGCUGUGACACCCCUAAAUAAGCUCUGGUGCAACCAAUUGCCUUCAGAAGUCACAUAAUUAGUUGAAUGGAGUCCACCUGUGUGCAAUUAAAGUGUCACAUGAUCUCGGGAUUAAAUACACCUGAUUCUGGAAGUUUGUUAGAGAGCAUAUCUAAACAAACAGCAUCAUGAAGACCAAGGAGCUAUCAAAACAAGACCGGGAUAAAGUUCUGGAGAAGCACCAUCCCCACGGUGAAGCAUGGUGGUGGUGGCAGCAUCAUGUUAUGGGGAUGCUUUACAUUGGCAGGGACUGGGAAACUGAUCAGGAUUGAGGGCAAGAUGGAUGGAGCCAAAUACAGGGAAAUUCUAGAGGAAAACCUGUUUCAGUCUGCAAGAGACCUGGGACUGGGGCGGAGGUUCACCUUCCAGCAGGGCAAUGACCCUAAACACACAGCCAAAGCUACACUGGAGUUGUUUAAAAACAAGAACCUGAAUGUCUUAGAAUGGCCCAGUCAAAGCCCAGACCUCAAUCCGAUUGAGAAUCUGUGGCAAGACUUUAAAAUUGCUGUUCGCCAAUGGUCCCCAUCCAACUUGACAGAGCUUGAGCAAUUUUGCCAUGAAGAAUGGGCAAAAAUUGCAGGAUCCAGAUGUGCAAAGCUGGUAGAGACUUACCCAAAAAGACUCACAGCUGUAAUUGCUGCCAAAGGUGCUUCUACCAAGUAUUGACUCGGGGGUGAAUACUUAUGCAACCAACAAAUGUCUUUUUUUUUUUUUUGUUUAAUUAACUUUUGUGUCACAAUAAAAAAUAUUUUGCACCUUCAGAGUGUUAAGUAUGUUGUGUAAAUCAAAUGGUAAAAAUCCCAAUUAAAUCCAUUUUAAUUCCAGGUUGUAACACUACAAAAUGUGGAAAAGUCCAAGGGGGGUGAAUACUUAUGCAAGGCACUGUACAGUAUGAACUCCAUACUGUGUAUAAAAACUCAUGGAAUUUCCUCAUACUUGUAGAGCAAUGAGCUUUCCUCAUACUUGUAGAGCAAUUCUUUACAGUUUCAUUUAGUGUCCCUUAUUCAAUGAAUCGAUCCCUCAUACUACCUUCAGCAACAUUACAUAUAUAAUCACAAUUCAAACUCAUUUCAUUUAAAGAGCUGCUGUCAUUUUCACCUACCUUUUUAGUUUAUUUUUGUAUUUUGUUUUAAAGUACAUGGAGCUAACAAAAAUAUUCCAGUGACUCUAAUUUCUAUUGUCAUUACUUUGUAGGCUUUACGUUUUCUGUUAGACAGACACAUCAUUGUAAAUAUGCAUUUCAUCUAUGAAUGUUUUAAUUUAUUAAUGUAUUGUUUACAGUUGCUGCUCGUAGUUUUUUCAAUCCACUGUCACAAGUAGGAAAGCAGAGGUGUUUAACAAGUGAAUCAUAUGAGUAGCAUUGAAUACAAUGGGUGGUUACAGCACUGAGAAGGACAGCCAGAGCAUGGGGCUUCUGGGAGUUUUAAAAGAACUCAAACUCCCAGAAGCCCAUGCUCUGGCAGUCAUUCCCAGUAACCCCUGAGGAAGCUUCUUUUUCCAGUGAAUAAAGUUUGCAGUAUCCAUUCAUUUAUCAUGUGAAGUAGAAAACCAGGCAGAAGUGCAGCAAUGAGAUAUCUGCCAAGAGAAAUCAGUAAACUUUGUUCAGGAAUAAAAAAAAAAAAACACAUUACAAAUCUUAUUUUACAUGUGUGUCUUUUAUAAUGCAACAUGUAAGAUCUAUGCAGUGAUGGCAGUACAUAUUAGGUAAAUUGUGCUGGAAUUAUUUUGUUAGCUCUAUGUAGUUUAACAUUUUUUUUUUUUUUCAAGGAAUAGAAGGCCUCCAAAGGACUGAUGAUAAAGACCAUUUCAAGUUAUUGCUGUCCAUUGCAUUUACAUGUACAAUGCAUGGUGUUUUUAUAAUAGUCCUUGGAUGAGAUCAUGUUUUGUUCCACUCUACUUUGAAUUUACAGUUAAUAUGGUCAGCUACCCAAUAUUUUUUUUGUUUUUGUCUCAUUAAUUGUAGUGUAAAUUUUGUCUAAUAACAUGUUAAUAGUUGUACAGUACAGAUUGUAGAACAUAUGAAUAUAAAACUGAAAUAUUUUAAUUACACUGUGUUAAUAUAGCAGAGUAUAGAAAUCUAUAUAUUCAGUUACCUGAAAUUAUGCAUUGUGUAACAGGACUAAUUGAUAUAGUUCUUAAGCUGUCGAAUGAAACUUUAUGAAAAUGAAAGUACUAUUGCAUUGUUGUCUAUUUGCAGACAUCUUUAAGCAUGACGGACUAAAAUGAUCAAAAGCAUGAAUAAAGUUUUCAUAAAAUGUA